UAAUGAUCUCUACAACAUAUUUUUUUUCAUUCAGUGAAAUAAAAAAGAUAAAUAAAUAAACCAGACAAGACAAUACCUAGAAAACAAAAUAAAACGGACGAAACUUCAGCAAAAAUAUAAACGAAGUGCAAAAAAACAAGAAACUCAAAAAGAGACAAAUAGAAAAAAAAGAAAAGAAAAACCAUCAAAAGAAAAAGAAAGCAUGAGCCUGUAAAAACAAUAUAGUAAACAGUCCCGAGGCGAAGAUGGUAAAAAGGCACACCACGCCCAGCUGAUCGUCGCGAGAGGGACAGUACCGAGGGCAAGAUGGCGCCAGGCUGGGGAACCACGGCGCUGCUGCUGAUGAUGAUGAUGAUGGCGAUGGAUUUACCUGUUGUUUCUACUGAGCCACCACCAGACUCCCUAGGAUCAGAGACGAGAGCAGUUUCCUCAACAUCAAUUAGAAGUUUUGAACACCCGCCAGAUGUGACACUUCGAGGUGACUUUCUCGACUACGCCUACACGGGGGGACGACAGCCUAUCAAAGUGCGACGACCACAUGACAGUGACGACUUCUACGACGACCCAGCUGACUCAAACGACGCGGAGUACGACGACUACUAUUAUUAUUACUUCGAUGACGAUGACAGCGACGAUACACUGACCAAAGACGACAGGACCAACGACUUAGAUUUGCUUCACGACAAUGUUAUUCACAAAGACGACAAUAUAAAGUCGAGAAAAUGUUCCUGCGAUAAAGAGAAAGACGGGUCAGAGAAGUUUCAAAUAAAGGGUGCAGCAGGAGUGGACUUCCCGGCCCUUACCUCUCUUCCCAGAACCUCAUUCAGGUGUGAGGGGCGCGAGCUGGGAUACUACGCCGAUCUUGAGACCAGGUGCCAGGUUUUUCACGUAUGCGAGCCAGGUAACGCGCAACACGACUUCCUGUGCCCGAAAGGAACCAUAUUCAACCAGAAGUACAUCGUGUGUGACUGGUGGUACAACGUGGACUGCCCGCGUUCACCUGAAUUCUUUGACAUUAAUCAGGAUUUCUUUAAGGACGGCAAAAUAACAGCUCCCCCAGCCCCGCCUCCCAGCGUAGGCAGCCCCGUCCACACACCAGUCGUUUCUUCUGCUGGGCUUCCCCUCACACACCAGCAGGGACGCCCCAAGCACAGGCGGCGAAAGCAACGACCCAGACCACGGCAGCAGGCGCAAGCAGAACCCGUGACACCCCAAGCAGAGGAAUACGUCCCUCCACUGCCUCCUGACGUCUCUUACUCCCGUCCUGAAGGCGUCGCAGCAAUAGGUAACGUCAGAAGCUCGUUUGGUUCACCAGGAGGACCACGUCCACCCACUAGUGCUGCGGGACUUCCCUACGUGACGCCCUCCAGAGGCACAGGUACUUCAGGAGGCAGCGUCAGCCCCGUCAGAAGCACCGUCAGGCCACAGCAGCGCCCCCGAGCCCCCAGCUGGCGAGGCAACACGCGCAGCAGGACCAGACAGCUCGGGGGAGGCCUUGAAGUCAGCUACCGUCUCGGGGGGCACGGCAAGGCGCCCCCUGAGAAACUGACGUCACGACCACGCGCCAUCUCUCAAUCUCUUCCAUCUUCAACUCCCCCUCCUCCUCCUCCUCUUCCUCCUACCACUACCACUCCUGCUCCUCCUCCACCCGUCACCCCUGGCUCACAUGAACGAGACUUCUACGGCGUGACACCUAGCGGCGCCUUCGAGGACUAUUACUACUACGAGGACGAGGCGGAGGACGAGUACGAGAGUCUGGCGGCGCCCGUGAGUGGUGUGGGCGGCGAGCAGUGGGCGGGUCUGGAGCAAUUAAGACUACAGGAGGUGGAAACAGACGAGUGGUGGAGGAAGUACUUGGGUGGCGAGGUGGAGGAGGGGAAUGCUGCCUCCCCCACUCCCGCCUCGCCCGCUCCCGCCCUCACCCUCACCCCAGCUUACACCCCAACGCCCAUACCCCGCCACGCCACCACCCAGGACACGCACGCCCAAGAGAGUGAGUGGUGA
Molecule: messenger RNA, 2004 nt
Organism: Portunus trituberculatus (swimming crab)
Lineage: Eukaryota; Metazoa; Arthropoda; Malacostraca; Decapoda; Portunidae
Exons: 10
Coding region: 307-2004 (565 amino acids)
Cellular component (GO): extracellular region
Molecular function (GO): chitin binding
Source: RefSeq, a predicted model, not a curated record